CGCGCGGCUGCUCCGUCCCGUCCCGAAGCGGCCCCGGCCAUGGCGCGCCCGUCGCUGCCGCUGCUGCUGCUGGCGCUGGGGCUCGCCGCCGCCGCCAAGUCCCCGUACCAGCAGGUCCUGCAGCACAGCCGCCUCCGCGGCCGGCAGCACGGCCCCAAUGUCUGCGCCGUGCAGAAGCUGAUCGGCACCAACAGGAAAUACUUCACCAACUGCAAGCAGUGGUACCAGAGGAAGAUCUGCGGGAAGGCAACAGUAAUCAGCUACGAGUGCUGCCCUGGGUAUGAAAAAGUUCCUGGAGAAAAAGGCUGCCCAGCUGCUCUGCCGCUCUCAAACAUCUACGAGACCCUGGGGGUGGUGGGCUCUGCCACCACGCAGCUCUACUCCGACCGCUCCAACCUGAGGCCAGAAAUCGAAGGACCUGGGACUUUUACUAUUUUUGCCCCGAGUAACGAGGCCUGGGCUUCCUUGUCUGCUGAAACACUGGAUUCCUUGGUCAGCAAUGUCAACAUUGAGCUGCUCAAUGCCCUCCGCUACCACAUGGUGAACAAACGGGUCCUCACGGAUGACCUGAAACAUGGGACAACACUUAACUCCAUGUACCAGAACCUGCCCAUCCAGAUCCAUCACUAUCCCAAUGGGAUUGUGACUGUGAACUGCGCCAGGCUGCUGAAAGCUGACCACCACGCCACCAACGGGGUGGUUCAUGUCAUUGACAAGGUCAUCUCCACCACCACAAACAGCAUUCAGCACAUCGUGGAGACUGAGGAAAGCCUGGAGACCCUUCGGGCUGCUGUGGCUGCUUCUGACCUCAACAGCUUGCUGGAGAGCGAAGGCCAGUACACUCUUCUGGCUCCAACCAACGAAGCCUUUGAGAAGAUCCCACGAGAGAUGCUGAACAGGAUCCUGGGGGAUCCAGAAGCCCUGAGGGACCUGCUGAACCACCACAUCCUGAAGUCGGCCAUGUGUGCUGAGGCCAUCAUUGCUGGGCUGACGAUGGAGACACUGGAAGGAACCACCCUGGAUGUGGGCUGCAGUGGGGAAGAGCUGACGCUGAAUGGGAAGCCCAUCAUUGCCAACAAGGACAUCCUGGCUACCAACGGCGUUGUCCACUUUGUCAAUGAGCUGCUGAUCCCAGACUCAGCUAAGACCCUGUUUGAGUUGGCCCAGGAAUCUGAAGUUUCUGAGUCUAUGAACCUUUUCAGACAAGCUGGGCUGAGUUCUCAUCUAACUGGCAGUGAGCGAGUGACCCUCCUUGCCCCAGUGAAUGAGGUGUUCAAAGAUAAACGCCCCACUGUUGACAGCAAUAUGAAAAAUUUGCUUCUGAACCACAUUGUUAAAGACCAGCUCUCCUCUAAAUAUCUUUACCACGGUCAGAAACUACAGACACUGGGUGACAAGGAACUGAGAGUAUUUGUGUACCGCAAUAACCUAUGCAUUGAAAAUGCCUGCAUUGCUGCCCACGACAAGAGAGGAAGGUUUGGGACACUGUUUAGUGUGGACAAGAUGUUGACCCCACCAACUGGCUCAGUGAUGGAUGUUCUCAAGGCAGACCAUCGCUUCAGUACGUUGGUGGCUGCAAUCCAGUCUGCGGGUCUCAUGGAGAACUUGAACAGGCCGGGUACCUUCACCGUGUUUGCUCCAACCAACGAAGCUUUCCAAGCCAUGCCACAAGGGGAACUCAACAAACUGAUGGGUAACGCCAAGGAGCUUGCCAGCAUCCUCAAGUUCCACAUGGCUGAUGAGAUCCUGGUGAGCGGCGCUGUCAGUGCGCUUGUGCGGCUCAGGUCCAUGCAGGGAGACAAGUUGGAAGUCAGCAUGAAAAACCACGUAAUACACGUCAACAAGGAGCCCAUUGCUGAAAGCGACAUCAUGGCCACGAACGGAGUGAUUCAUGCUGUGAGCUCCGUCUUGCAGCCUCAGGCUUCAAGGCCACAAGAAAGAGGUGAUGAGCCUGCAGAUCCCGCAUUAGAGAUCUUCAAACAGGCAUCUGCUUUGUCAAAGGUUUCUCAAAGGAAUCCUCGACUAGCACCCGUCUACUCCCGGCUACUGGCAAAGAUGAAGGAGAACUCGGGUGGGUUCUGACCGCAGUCAGUGCCUCCAUCCCCCGCCCUGCCCAUGCCACGGGGAAGGACAGAAUCGUUGAAAACCAAAUAUCGCCCUUAAAUUUAUUUUUGUUUCCAAUGGAAUGGAUUGGAAAAAUGAAAAGCCAUAUAUAUAUGUAUAUAUUUUUAAGACCGUUUUUAUUUGUUUUUGACCACAAAGUUUCCACCUUGAGGAUAGUUGGGUUGGGUUUUUUGGUUGGGUGUUUUUUUUGUUUGUUUUGUUUUUUUUUUAACAAAGUAGUCAUUAAUUUGCAGUUUUUGACAUACCCAGUUUUGGGCUUGCUACCUAUGAUGGACAAGGGCAGGCGCCUAAUUCAGCCCUGAUUCAGCAGCACAGAGAGAUGCUUAGAGCUCGCCCUGGGGCUGCCUCUCUUGGGGGUGAAUUAAGGCUCCUGCUCCAGGCUCGCAUCUGCAAAGUCCAGGCUCCCAAAGUGGGAAGCUGGGCAUGAGCUCACCAAAACCCUCUCCAAACCAGGGCCAGGAGUGGGAAAUGUUGGGCACAAUGGCCUGUGGAUGUUCAGCUUUCUGAGCAAGUGUAUCACCAGAGGCCAGCUGUACCACCAGUGGGGACUGAUUUGGAAGAAGUAAAUCUGUUGAAUUCGCUAACCAGUACCCAAACAAUAUUUUUUGUGUGUUUUUUUUUUUAAUUAUUAUUUUAUUGGUUUUUUUUUUUUUGAACAAACAUUGGUUUCCUUCUUCUCCUUUGUUUUUAAAGUCAACCAUACGAUUCUCAUUUGAAGGCUUUUAACAAAAAAGCCUCUAUUGACUUUGAAGAAACUGCAUAAUUAUAAGCUAUGGAUUGAACAGUUCUCUCUUUUUUUUUCUUAAUUGGGUUUUGUUUAUGCCUAUGGAUUUUAAUUGUGCUGCAUUUUGAUCACAAAAAAUAUUGAAAUGAGAGUUCUCCCUGGCAGAAGCCUUCCAGUAAAUGGUGCCUUUGUAAUAAUGGUUGUGGUUUUUUUUUUUCUUUUGUAAUA
Molecule: messenger RNA, 3076 nt
Organism: Numida meleagris (helmeted guineafowl)
Lineage: Eukaryota; Metazoa; Chordata; Aves; Galliformes; Numididae
Gene: TGFBI
Product: transforming growth factor beta induced
Exons: 17
Coding region: 40-2082 (680 amino acids)
Biological process (GO): extracellular matrix organization; cell adhesion
Cellular component (GO): extracellular matrix
Molecular function (GO): cell adhesion molecule binding
Source: RefSeq, a predicted model, not a curated record